AUGGCCCCUGAGCGAACUCAACUCGGCCCACUGGACUCAUGGAAUCGCCCCAAGAUUCCACGGAUCAAAUAUGUAGAAAGAGAGCAGGACUUCCCCGAUGAUGCCGAGACAGAGUGGAGUUCGAGAGUUGUCAACGGAAGCUACACCUCCCUGAUCGGAAUCAACGUCCAAGGCCUCGCACCCAAUUCAAAUUCGACUUUCGAUGCUGCACAUCAGUACAUAUCUCUGGAUUGCAAGUCACGAUUCACCGGAACUGUGAACGAAACUGUGGAACAUCUAGACUUGUACUUUCCCAACCUGUAUCCAAGCAUCAACUUCACGGCCUCGGACCCUUUCGAUCAACUUUUCUCGUUUCCUCCAGAAAACAACGUACAGCUUUAUGAAUGGACAUAUGGGGGGAAUGCCGCAUUCUUCAGGUUUGGGACCGAGGAUAACACCCGCUCUAAUGCCAGCGCUUCAGAAGCCGAUGGUCGAGUUUUACAGUUUUUGUUUGGACUUCCUGAACCCCGAUCCGGGUACUCGGCAAGAGAGGGUCUGACAGUUGUGUAUCAAUGUGCUCCAAAUCUCGUCAGAGUAGAUGUCCACACAUCCUGUCAAAACAACAUCUGCGAAAUUGAAAAGAUUCGCCGAAGCCAGGCGAUAUCAUCUGAAGCAAGAGAAUGCGAAGGCGACUUUGACCGCCGUCUCCAAUGCCUCACAAUUGACACCAAGAGCUUGAGGAAUUUCGUAACCUCAGGUGGAAAAGCAACGUGGUGGUUCUUUUCUCAACUACAAGAUGCGAUGCGAGAUACUAAGGGUGUUCAGAAUGACCUGGUAUCGGAACGGCUCACCCUUUGGUUCAAUACCUGGUGGCAGGCUGGUGCUUUUCCGUCCUCAGCCACGGUGCGGAACCCUUACGAUGUUCCUUCGCAGAAAGUUGUUGAUGACACGACCAAUGCCGGUGGAUAUUGGAUGAUCCCGGCGAAUGCGACCUUCUCCACCAAGUUCCCUGUCUACCGAAGGAAUAAAGCUUGGAUCGGCACACUUCUCUUCACCUCCACCGUAUUGCUCCUUAUGGGCAUCCUGAAUAUCGCCAUCUACUUAACAACAUUAGCCCCAGAUUAUUUCACAUACAUCUCAGCCUUCACACGCGACAACCCAUACGUCAAAGUUCCGGAAGGCGGCAGCGGCCUCUACGGUUCUGAACGCAGCCGGCUUCUGCGGAAGAUGAAAGUGCAGAUUGCGGAUGCGAAGCCGGAGAGCGAUGUUGGCUACGUGGUACUCAAGAGUGUUGAGGAUGAAACGGAGUUCGCGAGUGGGCAACUACGUAAAGGCAGGCUGUACGAGUGA
Alternaria metachromatica is the source of this 1329-nucleotide messenger RNA. RefSeq lists its product as uncharacterized. The coding region runs from base 1 to 1329 and encodes 442 amino acids. The transcript has a single exon. NCBI's taxonomy places the organism in Eukaryota, Fungi, Ascomycota, Dothideomycetes, Pleosporales, Pleosporaceae. The record is from RefSeq and is a predicted model, not a curated record.